This is a messenger RNA of Rhinocladiella mackenziei CBS 650.93, 387 nucleotides long. RefSeq lists its product as uncharacterized. Gene Ontology annotation, biological process: protein folding. The record is from RefSeq and is a predicted model, not a curated record. The coding region runs from base 1 to 387 and encodes 128 amino acids. Gene Ontology annotation, molecular function: protein folding chaperone. Lineage: Eukaryota; Fungi; Ascomycota; Eurotiomycetes; Chaetothyriales; Herpotrichiellaceae. Gene Ontology annotation, cellular component: prefoldin complex; cytoplasm. The transcript is spliced from 3 exons.
AUGGCAUCAGGUCAGGAAGCCGCUCUCCGAAAACAGCAAGAUCUGCAAUCGCAAUACACCAACUACAAGAACACUCUGCAAUCCCUCGCGCAGAAGGUCGGCGAGAUCGAGCAAGAAAUCGAAGAACACAAACUGGUGACGGAGACAUUACAGCCACUCCCCGAAGAUCGUAAAUGCUUUCGACUCAUCAACGGCGUGCUCGUUGAGAGAACCGUGAAGGAUGUUCUCCCUGCUCUCAAGACCAAUUCGGAUGGAUUGAAACAAGUGUUGGAUGAGUUGGUGAAACAAUACAAGAGCAAACAGGAUGAGAUGGACAAGUGGAAGGUGGGCAGAAUUUCUCAAUCUUGCUGUGGAUGCACUAAUACCCAAAAUGCAGAAGAAGAAUAA